GGCCCCGCCCUCGUACAGGAGCCAAUCCUGAGUAGCCCACGAGACAGAACCCGGAAGCGAGGUUCGCGGCGGAGAUUUUCCGACUCCGAGAUCUUGAUGAAUAAAAUAAAGCAGACAUAAUCAUCUCUGGAGAGAUUAUUUAUAUCCUGGUGUUUGAAAUGAUUUAUAUUUAAAAUAGUAGUAAAAAUGGAAAAAGAGAAAGUAAAUCAUGAAAAACCAGACCCAGAGAACUCCUUGGACUUUUCUGAACACUUCAACCAACUUGAACUGUUGGAAACACAUGGACACCUUAUUCCCACUGGUACCCAAAGUCUCUGGGUAGGGAAUUCUGAUGAAGAUGAGGAGCAAGAUGAAGAAACUGAAGAGUGGUAUCAACUGCAAGAAAAAAAAAUGGAAAAAGAUCCAAGCAAAUUGCUUCUUUGGGCUGCUGAAAAAAAUCGGCUGAGCACAGUGAGGAGACUGCUUUCAGAGGGGGCUUCCCACGUGAACACUCAAGAUGAAGACAAUUACACACCACUCCACCGAGCAGCCUACAGCGGGCACUUGGAUGUGGUCCGAGAGCUGAUUGCACACGGGGCAGAUGUCCACGCGGUGACCGUGGAUGGCUGGACACCCCUGCACAGUGCCUGUAAGUGGAAUAAUGCCAGAGUGGCUUCUUUCUUACUGCAGCAUGAUGCAGAUAUCAACGCCCAAACAAAAGGCCUCCUGACCCCCCUACACCUUGCCGCUGGGAACGGAGACAGCAAAGAUACCCUGGAGCUCCUCCUGAUGAACCGCUACAUCAAGCCAGGUCUGAAGAACAGCCUGGAGGAAACGGCACUUGACAUUGCCAGGAGGACCGUGCUUCAUGGCCUGCGGGCCUUCGUUCCCCAGUCAGGAAUCCAGCCCACACUGCUCACAUUGGAAGUGCACAGUCUUACUAACCAGUGGACCGCCAGGAAGUCCCAACAAAGUGAUUUGAUACUCUUCUUAGUAUUUUCUGACUCCUCAGUCCACAGAUGACGUGCGCUAAUCAUGCUUUUCACUACUCAGUGGACCCUUGAACACACAUUUGUAUCGUGCAGGUCCAUUUAUAAGCAGUACUACACAACCUGUGCUGGAGAAGGAAAUGGCAACCCACUCCAGUAUUCUUACCUGGAAAAUUUCAUGGAAAGAGGAGCCUGGUGGACUACAGUGCAUGGGUUGGCAAAGAGUUGGACACAAUUGAGCACGCAUGCCUACAUGCACACAACCUGUGCAGUGGUUAAAUCUGUGGGUGCAGAACCACAGAUACAGUUACAGUGAGAAAGUUCAAUUUUCAGUUAUGCAGAGGGUCAGCACCCCAAUCCUUGUGUUUAAGGGUCAACUCCUUAUUACCUGUGUUUACCAGUUGCCUUUAAGAAGACUAAAUAAAUCCAUGUGCAAACAAAAUUUUCGUUAGUCUUACAGAAUUUAUCUCAAGAACUUUUUAAAAAAUAAAAUCUGUUUUGCAUAUAACAAGGCUUAACUGUAACUAUGUGCUUAAGAAAGAGGUGACUUUGUCAUUGUUCAAGGGACAGUGACCCACAAUGAAAUUAGUUAACUUUUCUUUUAUAAAUCUUAAAUGUGCUUCUCCAGGGCCCAAACAUUUGUUCUGGCUCACAACUUAAAACAGUGAAAGGAUUUAGCAUUUUUAUACUAUGGACGUGAAAGCAUCCAUUUGUGUCUAUUCAUUGGCAUCUAUUAUUGCAUUUACCACUAUGCUAGAAGAUCAUGAUCAAAAGAGGCCCAGAGGAGGGGCAAAAAAAAAAAAAAAAAAAAAAAGAGGCUCAGAGAAGUAAAACUUGGUCUAAUACUUAGGUCCCAUACCAAAAUGAAAUUACAUCAGUUCUCCAUUCCUGAUGAAAACAUGUGCCAUCUUCACCCUACCCGAAAUGACUCAAGGAAUUUACAGCACUGCUUUGACUAAGGGAGGUACCAAACAUGAUCACAAAAUCAUUGAUAAUGGUUUACUUCAUUAGUUACCGUGGGAUGCUCUAGUCCCUCUGUAAGUUCAUAGGAUGACCAUUCAACUUGUGUAAGACAGAGUGCUUUCUCUAGAGGGAAUUAAAGGUCCAUGUUUAUUAAGUUCAGAAGACAGUAAACAGAAGGAUUGAGUGUAGCAUUUUGAUGUUUUAAAUUCCUAAAAAUUUCCCUUUGGAAUCCUACAAUUUCACUUCUGGGAACCUAAGUGGAAAUGAUCAAAAUCCGUGCUACUGUAUAGAAACAUAUUGUGAGCCACAUAGGUGAUUUUAAGUUUUUUUUUCUAGUGGCUGCAUUAAAACACAAAUGGGUGUAAUUAAUUUUAAUAACCCACAUCAUCUAACCUGAUACAUCCAAAGCGUUCAUUCAAGUAUGAUACAAAUAUUUUAAAAUUAUUGAGACAUUUUACUUUUUUAUAGUACAUCUUCAAAAUGCAUUGUGUAUUUUAUGUUGUUGUUCAGUCAGUAAGUCAUGUCUGACUUUUUGUGACCCCAUGAACUGCAGCAUUCCAGGCUCCUCUGUCCUCCACUAUCUCUCUGAGUUUGCCUAAAUUUGUGUCUACUGAGUCACAGAGGCUAUCUAAUCAUCUCAUCCUCUGCCCAAGAAAAUACCUGUCAUUGCUUCUAGUGUAUUUUAUGGCACAUCUUAAUUCAGAUGAGCCACAUUUGACUAGUGGCUACUUUGUUCAGCACAGGUCAAGAUGCCUGAAACUUUCCCUGGAGGCAAAGCAGAAGGCUAAGAGGAGGAGCAGGAAAUUUUGAGUCAGGUAAAUCUGUGUCCAAAUCAUGAUUGCCUUUUGGCAAAUGAGCUAUUUUCUUACAUGUAAUAUGCAGAUAGUAUCUAUCUUGUUACAGUUUUGUGAGGAAUAAAUGAGAUGUAACAUAGAUAAGGUAUUUCCUUUCCCCAACAUUUCAAGCAGGACUGCCCUUUUUAUUUUAGGUAUUUGGAUCCUUGAAGAUUCCAAAGUUCUCCCUUGGUAAUCCUAUAGUUCUUUCUCAUGACUUUAGUAGGAUAUUCAACAAAGAGCUUCUUUUAAGAAUCCAAACAAAAUGCCUUCCUGUCUUCAAAGGCCCUUGCCAGGUGUCAAGGUCUCCAACAGAAGAAAAACUUCAAGGAAUAAGAAAAGGCAAAAGAACUUCAACAGCUAAUUCAAUUUUCGAUUAUGCAGAGGGUCAGCACCCCAGUCCUUGUGUUUAAGGGUCAACUCCGUAUUACCUAGCUAAUUACAGCUAAUUACAAGGACUUGAAGGAAAUGAGAUUCUAAGAGAGAAUCCGUUUCCAUGGUGGACCCAGAGCCUUGAAGCUCAGAGUACUUUACUGCUCAUUCCAUAUGUGGGACUUUUUGGUACUUACCAAAUGAGCGAUUUUAAAUUGAUGCCAUUUUCCCUUUUCAUGAUGGGUCUUAUUAAUGCUGAGCAAAUGGAAUAAAAACACUCAUAUUUGGUUUAUCACUUUAAUUAUUCAGUCAACCCUCAGGAACAUCUAAUAGUCCUCACCAUGAAUUGAAUGACAUAGCCCCAUCUGCCAGUGGAUCUCAGAAAAGCAGAAAUUUGUAGGCUCGAAAAUGUGUUUAAUGAAAGAAAUGGCUUAUGAAAUCUAAAAGCAAACUAGUACCUAACUUGUUUCCUUGUUUCCAUGUCUGUUAUAACAUGUUCAGCAUUUUGUCUCUGCUAGACAGUGCUUGGAAGUUAGGAGAACAUCACUGGAGAAUUAAUGUGCGUUCAUAAGCACUGACUCCUGAGUGGUCAUUGGAAUUCCUUUUUCAGACACAGCUGUCUUAAACAAGGCAAUUUUUAGCAAUAAAAAGCAAGUGAGAAUGUGAGCCUGCCUUUAUUAGAAAAUCAGGUGUCUCUCAGGUUUUUAUAAACCCAAAUAAAAUAACUCAUACAGAAGAUGUAUCCUGAUUGAAGGGACCAAAUCUAGGAGCAAGAAAUAGUCCUUCAUGACACAUACUAGAAAAAGCACUAGAGUUCAGAUUUGCUUCUCUGUUCUUUGAAUAUUUCUUAUUUGAAGAUACGCAUGACUUUCAAAAAGAAUCAAAAGGAAGAAAAGGGUAUUAAGAUGGAUCCUUUCAUCCAUGCUUUUGAUUUUAGUCUGCAGCUUGAACAAUGAGGUUUUGGAGUCCAUACAGAAAGGUAAUUGUGUGUCAUGGUUCUUCACUCUAUUGACAUUGGGGCCAAAUAAUUCUGUGUAUUCAAAUUCUGUGUAUUCAAAUAAUAUGCCGGAGCAACCUGUGUAUUAGUUGAUGCAGCAUUCCUGGCCUCUACUCGCUAGAUGUCCCUCCCACCCCACCACCCAGUUGUGGCCACCAAAAUUGUCUCCAGACAUUGCCAAGUGUUUCCUGCUGUAUGUCAUCAGAAGUCCUUAAGGCAGGAGAUUUCAGAAUCUGGCUAGCCACAGAGUUGUUUUAUUAUCAUUCAAGUAAAUUUUAUUUAAAUUCAUGUUUUUCUUAGAUUUUGCUAGGCAUUCCAAAUAUUCAUCAAUGGACACUCAAAAAUUAUAUAAUCAUUGAUUCUGCUUAAAAUCUUUGGUAUUUUGUUGAGAUCAUUCAAACAUAUUCAAAAAGUGGGCUAAAAUAUACAGUUAGAAAAAGAACUCUUCAAUAAGUUUCAUAUGUCAGAAAAACACUCCUGUUCACAGGUUAGUCUCUAGGAAACUUUUUUUUUUCUACCCUUUACUUUCUUUUUCUUUUUCAUCCUUUACUUUUUUUUCUUUCUUUGGGGAGGG
Molecule: messenger RNA, 4707 nt
Organism: Odocoileus virginianus texanus
Lineage: Eukaryota; Metazoa; Chordata; Mammalia; Artiodactyla; Cervidae
Gene: ANKRD49
Product: ankyrin repeat domain 49
Biological process (GO): positive regulation of DNA-templated transcription
Molecular function (GO): protein binding
Source: RefSeq, a predicted model, not a curated record